AUAUCUGCAGGAGACAACUGCUUCUGACAAUAUUCUGACGUAUGAUCAUACGCAUUCAUCCGUAUGAUGCGUUGACUGUUCAAGGAAGGCAGUAAUAACCAUAAGACAUCAGUAACUCUCGUUUAUUUUCCGUCAAAUACAGUAACUGUGUGUGAAAAAUGUUUAUUAAGGCAUUCAAGGUAAAAAGUAACAGUCCGCUGAAAGGUUCUGAAAGAAAGAAAUUAUACUCUGAAAUAUCCACAACAUUUCCAAGCCUCAGCGAUGAACAAAUUCAAAACAUACUGCCAAAGAAAGAGGCAGUCAGUUCAAUAAAGAUAAUGACUCAUAGUGGGGAAAUUGGCAAACUCUUCUGCGCCUCGGAUGUCCCGAUGUUCUUUCAACUCGACUCAGGCAUCUAUCCCACCGUCUAUACUCUUUGGCAGUACCCAGACCUCCUGCACAGCUUCACUACUCAUCAUGCUGUAAUCCAAAAGCUUGCCAGCGGCGCCGACCUUAUGUUGCCAGGAGUUGUUCUUGAGGGUCCACCAUCUCUUCACGCUUACGGGAAAUUAGAAAAGGGAACUCCGGUGUCUGUCAAUACCUCUGACAACAAGGCAGCAGUUGCAGUUGGCAUUACUGCUCACUCCAGUUAUGAUUUAUAUAUGGCAGGGGGCCGCGGUAGGUGUGUAGAAAUAUUACAUGCACUUGGCGAUACUCUUUGUCAACUGGGAAAACCACCUAUGAGACCAAACUUGGGUGUACCAUUUGCCCAAGAAGAGGUAGAUGAUGAUGACGAAAUCAUGCCGGAGAAACUCCAGGAACUCGAUAUCGCAGACGAAAUCAAAACUGAAACGAUAAAGGAACGUUUAACAGAAGAAAAUACAGAUGAAAGCAGGGAACACGAGGAGAGUGUGAAGAGUGUGGAAAACGAGGUGCCUAGUGAAAAACUUGACCCCAUUCAACAGAUGGACAAGCUUUUGGAGUAUUGUUUCCUAAAAGCGUGUAAAAUCUCGAUAAAAAAAGGCGACCUGCCAAUGCUCUCGUCAAAUUUUUUUAAAAACCAUUUACUAGCUGUUUGUCCACCUGAUCAAACUAUAGAUGUCAAAAAGUCGAGCUACAAAAAGCUGUCCGUAUUCUUGGCUAGCAUGAAAUCUAAGGGUAUAAUCAACACCUCGACUAUGAAGGGCGUCGAGACGUUGCUGUCUGUAAAGACCGACCAUCCGUUAAUAAGAGAAUUAGUGAUAAUGGAAGAACGUGCGCCAGUUGAACCUGUUGUAUCGAACGUUCCCGUUGUUGCAGAGUGUUACAGAGUUACGGCAGAUGUUUUUCCUGUUUUAUCGAAAUUCGGAUGCGACAAAGGGGACAUUCUGACUAGGGCCGAAGUGCGAAAGUGCUUCACCGAAUACGUGAAAAAAGAAAAUCUUCAAGAUGGAAAGAUUUUGACUUUAAAUCCACAACUGGCCGGCAUAUUGCGGACAAAAGAACACCAGGAAACUCUGGGCUGGGAAGAUGCGCUCAAUAAGUUCAUCGGCAGAAUGACCCAUACUCAUCAAGUAACAGUUGCUGGGACGAGGUUGGUACGGAGCGGAAAAUUGGAACCAAUAGAUAUCACAGUUGCUACCAGGUCUGGAAAUAAAAAGGUGACAUUGGUGAACAACUUAGAAACCUUUGGUAUAAAAUUGCAAGAAUUUAGCAAAGAGUGUCAAGGAAUUGGAGCCAGCGCUACAAUAACUGAUGUACCUGGGAAAAAAAUGCCUAGUGUGCUUGUACAAGGCAACCAAGUUCUCUACGUUUACAAAUUGUUAACCGAAAAAUACCAGAUAAAUAAGAAGUAUAUAAGAGGCCUCGAAUAUGCACCCAAACAACGAAAGUAACAUGCGAAAUGAGAUCUGAUGGAAAGUGAGAGUUGCAGUCACCAUAAACGAUCAAAAAACAUCAUCAAACUGUGUAUAUUAUAUAAAUAUAAAAUGCUACGUGCUCUUCUGUGAAAAAAUAAAUUAAGAAAAUUUAUAGGUACUAAAUACAAAACAAUCGUCCUA
This is a messenger RNA of Neodiprion virginianus, 2018 nucleotides long. It is a transcript of the gene eIF2D, whose product is annotated as eukaryotic translation initiation factor 2D. The record is from RefSeq and is a predicted model, not a curated record. The transcript has 9 exons. NCBI's taxonomy places the organism in Eukaryota, Metazoa, Arthropoda, Insecta, Hymenoptera, Diprionidae. The coding region runs from base 159 to 1853 and encodes 564 amino acids. Gene Ontology annotation, biological process: formation of translation preinitiation complex; translational initiation. Gene Ontology annotation, molecular function: translation initiation factor activity; RNA binding.